Messenger RNA from Ruditapes philippinarum (Manila clam), 1226 nucleotides. RefSeq lists its product as uncharacterized. The record is from RefSeq and is a predicted model, not a curated record. Lineage: Eukaryota; Metazoa; Mollusca; Bivalvia; Venerida; Veneridae.
GGGUUUGCGCGGAAGAAGGAGACAGUAGAGGAUAUAAUGUUAUCUCCUAGAAACCAGAUUUUUAACCGAUGGAAGGUUCCAGAAAGAAUGUUAGAAUCUGCGCCACCUGGUGGGAAGCCGUUCACACCACUAGAAGUUGAUGCAACUGUUCAUACACCAUCAAUCCCGCCGCCGACACCGGCGAAGGUUCCCGGCACACCAUUGCCGGCGGCACCUGCAUCAGCAAGACAAAAACCGGGACCAUCUUUAACAAGAAUGUCACGAGAAAUGUCAUUACCAAAUAUCAAGAUCAAGGCCACGCCUUCCCCGAGGGUAGAAUCAAGGAAUGGACUACAGAAAAUGAGCUCAGCACAAAGUAGAGCACCUAAAUCUGCACGGCCAAUGCAGAUGCCCGCACCGAUGACCCCGCAAAGGUCAAAGACCAUGUUCGUAGACACAAGAAAGAAAAGCAGUGCUGCACCGGAACGACCGGACGUUCGUUUGAACUCGGCUUUACUUCCGGAGGCGGUACCACAGGCGGAAGAAUGGAUGAAGUACGCGGAUAAAGCUGAUAAGAAGGUGAUAGAACGUAUAUUAAAGAUGGCAAGCAAGAAACAUGAGCUUGACAACAGUUUGAAGAGAACCUUACUGCCUGACGCUAAAGAUUCCGUUGAAAAAUGGAUGAAAGAUGCCAAUGAACAAGGAAAGGAUACAGAAAAAGAACGGCAGGUAGCGUUGAACUUUUUCAACUCACUAGCUGGUGGUCAACUGAUGGGGAUGACAGUUGAUAGUCAAAGGAAGCGACUGAAGGAAGUCUUGAAUACGCUAGAAGACGCAAAGCCUGGUGUUCCUUCUUAUGGUAGAACGAAGAAAACCGUAAGACGCCGAAAAGAGACGAUGAGUGACGGAAACCUCCGAUACGUUCGUUUACUUACACCAAAUACACGCGAAAACCGUUGGAUGCAUACGACAUGGCACCAUCUACCCGAGUACCGGGACGACAAUAUCGUAAACAACUGGAGUUCUCACUAUAUCCGCCCACAUGAGCCCACCCCACGUCACUUUGUUAUACAUCCAGACUGGGGAUAACUGGCAGAACUAAAAAUAGCUCUACUUGACUGUUAUAUUUGUUACCUUUAUUUUCAAAGAUGUUGUAUAUGAUAAUAAGGAUAUUUUAGAUUGAACUUAUUGUUGAUUACCUUCAAGUUUUAUAUAUUUGUUUUUAAAGAUUUAAUAAAUAGAAGAAA